Molecule: messenger RNA, 2595 nt
Organism: Cucurbitaria berberidis CBS 394.84
Lineage: Eukaryota; Fungi; Ascomycota; Dothideomycetes; Pleosporales; Cucurbitariaceae
Product: ABC1-domain-containing protein
Exons: 3
Coding region: 1-2595 (864 amino acids)
Biological process (GO): ubiquinone biosynthetic process
Cellular component (GO): extrinsic component of mitochondrial inner membrane
Molecular function (GO): kinase activity
Source: RefSeq, a predicted model, not a curated record
AUGGCAGGCAGAAGACUUGUAGACGCUGCGAAGCUAUUCAAUGCCUCGAAAUCCGUCGCCCAAAAGCACGUCGCGCUCCGGUCGAAUCAGCUCGAUGUAUACAAUAAGACAUCGACCUUAGCAAGGGCUGUCAAGAACCAGACCGACCGCGUCACUCUCACAGCAGCGGCUGCUAUCGCGCUCUCACAACGCUUCAGCGAGGAAGCUCCAUUGUAUGCAAAAGCCGCGGCGGAGCGCGCAACAGGCACACGGAAUGGGGAUAUACCAAAGAGGGACAUGGUGAAGAGAGACACGCCAGUGCAGGGUGCUAAGGAGGGAGUAGAGCAGGAUCACCACUAUGAUCGGUCGGGGCAAAACACAGCCGUCGAACACCCGCGUGAGGAUGAGCUGGAGGUUAAGCAGAAGCAAGCCCCAAGGCGCCCUUUGCCAGACGGGACAAUUCCAACUGCAGGAGUAAAUCUGGAGCAGGAGGGGCAGGACACAUUCUCUAAUAGACCAGUAUCUGAAGCGCCGCAGGCGUCUCUGGCUCAGGAUCAGGAUGGACAGGCCCGGCAUGAGCCUGAGGGACUAAAGCCGGUAGAGUCGACCGAGUCUACAAUCCCACGCCCCGAACGGCCAUUAAAUGCUUCUUCACAACGUGCCGAAACAAUACCUUCACACACAAAUGAUCUACAAAAGGCUGCGAGAUCGCCGCACCUGCAGCAGCUACAAAACGGGCACGACAGGGACGUGUUCUAUUCCAGAUCAGUCGAAUCACAGGCGGCCGCGUCCUCUCAGCCUCGCUCGCAAAUACCUAAGCAUACGGGAUCGAAGCAGGAGAGCGAUGAGCAUGUCGAAGAUGGCCGGUUAAAUCAAGACGUGUAUUAUUCGGUUCCCAAGCCUGGGCAGGAGCAAGCGCAGAAAGUUACGCCAGAGGAGGAUAUCCCAGAGGGAAUCAAUACCGAUGUAUUUCACUCAAAACGCGUGGCAAGGAUGCUUGGAAGCGAUCCUUUGUCACGGAAAGAGCAUCUAGAAAGGAGGAGCACCGGUAGGCACCCGCUUGAUGACCGUCCGAUAUCUCAAGUCAAUGCUACGUCCCAUACCCGAGCUAGCGAGCAAGCUCAGUCUUCCCGCUCGGAAUACCUAUCACAACCUGCUACUACCGCGAAAGAGAUGGAAGACCUUGCAUCUCAGCUGGCUCGAGAUGUCCGGUCGAAUGCUACAGCACAUGAGUCACCCAGCGAGAUAAGUACAGAACCGGAAAAGGCACCGUAUACACUACGGGAGUCUAAGGUUCCAUCAUCACGAGUUGGCCGCCUAUGGCAGUACGCGGGUCUCGGUACCAGCAUGGCCCUCGGAGCUGUUGGUGAGAGUCUCCGCCGUGUGACUGGUACAGCUGCAUCGACUACUGGCUCGCUGAUGCUCAGUCCGGGAAACUUGGAGAUUCUGGUAGCGAAGCUUUCACGCAUGCGAGGCGCUGCUCUUAAACUUGGGCAAAUGAUAAGCUUUCAAGAUAUCAAGAUGCUACCACCUGCAAUCCACGACGUUCUACAACGCGUACAAGACAGCGCGGACUAUAUGCCCGCCUCGCAGCGAAACAAAGUCCUCUCCAACAACCUUGGCGAAAACUGGCGUGACCUCUUCGAAUCCUUCGAAGAUGUUCCGAUUGCUGCAGCUUCGAUCGGUCAAGUCCACAAAGCAGUCCUCAAAUCGACCGGUCAAGCCGUUGCAGUGAAGGUCCAAUACCCGGGCGUCGCUGGUUCCAUCGACUCCGACCUGAGCAACCUAUCCAUACUACUAACCGCAUCCCGCCUACUGCCCAAGGGACUAUAUCUCGACAAAACAAUUGCCAAUGCACGCACAGAACUUGGCUGGGAAUGCGACUACACGCGCGAAGCUGAAUGCCAGACCCGAUUCCGCGACCUCCUCACCGACGACACAGACGUCUUCACCGUGCCUAAAGUCUUCCCCGAAGCUAGCGGGAAGCAGGUCCUCACUGCAGAGCUCAUGCAUGGCGUUGGUGUAACGAAACUCAAGAAUCUAACGCAAGAGCAGCGUGAUUGGAUUGGUACACAGAUCCUACGCCUCUGUCUGCGAGAGAUCGUUGAGUUCAAGUUUAUGCAAACAGAUCCAAAUUGGUCGAACUUUCUCUACAACGCUGAGAAACAGAAAGUUGAACUCCUCGACUUUGGCGCGAGCAGAGAGUAUCCCGAUGAAUUUGUCGAGCCGUAUAUCAAGGUCCUUAUCGCCGCCUCCAAAGGCGAUCGCGAUUCUAUUCGCGACCUCUCCCUUGAGCUUGGAUACUUGACUGGCAGUGAGAGUCCUGCGAUGCUCAAUGCACACAUAGAUUCCGUCUUGACACUCGCCGAGCCCUUCAGUGGUUCGGGACCUGAGGUGUAUGAUUUUAGAGACCAGACGAUUACAGACAGAGUCAGGGGACUGAUCCCGGUGAUGGUCAAUGAGCGGUUAGCGCCACCCCCAGAAGAGACGUAUUCGCUGCAUCGCAAAUUGUCUGGCGCUUUCUUGUUGUGUGCGAGACUGGGGAGUAGGGUACCGUGUCAGGAGCUUUUCAUGAUGGCAGUGAAGACUUGGGAGGGAAAGGCGACGAUGAAAUAG